CCGGGCUGCUCUCACAUGACAGAACGUUUCUUUCUGUGUUUUCAAGUCUCUUUGUUUGUUAUAGUUUAAUUUCCAGAUGGAACUUGGCUUCGUUGACUCUCACUGUCACAUCUCGGCCCGUGAGUUCGAGCAGGACCUGGAGGAUGUGAUGCAGAGAAGCAAACAGGCUGGGGUAGAGACUCUGAUUGCUGUUACAGAAGAAGUCGGGGAGUUCAGCAGACUUCUCCAGCUGCAGCAACGUUAUCCAGAUGUGGUGGCUCCGUGUUUCGGGGUCCAUCCUCUGCAGGGCGGCGAGGGGCCCGAGCGGCGCAGCGCCCGGCCUCAGGACCUGGAUGCUGCUCUGCCGCUGCUCUACGAACACAGAGAGCGCCUUGUUGCUGUAGGAGAGAUCGGUUUGGACUUCACGCCGUGGCGAGCUCCCACUCAGCAGGACAGAGACGACCAGAUGACCGUGUUCGUCAAACAGCUCCACGUCGCCAAGGAGCUGGAGCUUCCAGUGAACGUCCACUCCCGAUCAGCUGCUCGAGUCACCAUAGAGACCAUGAGACAACAGGGGAUCAGUCGCGCUCUGCUGCAUAACUUUGCCGGGAAGCCGUCGGUGGCUCUGGACGGAGUGAAGGCCGGGUUCCUCUUCUCCUUCCCACCGGCCGUCUGCAGGAACCAGCAGAGAGACAAACUGAUCCGAGCGAUUCCACUGGAGCACAUCUGUCUGGAAACCGACUCUCCCGCCCUGGGGCUCGACAAGCACGGGAGGAACGAGCCGUGUAACAUCGUCCUGUCCUGUCGGUACAUCGCUCACGUCAAAGGUCUGUCGGCUCAAACCGUUCAGAUCGUCACGGCACAGAACGCGUACAGACUGUUCCCCGGGGCUGACACGCAACAACGCACACACACACACAAAUACACAGUUCUGAACUCUACAGUUUGGCCUGAGGAUGGGGAAGAGUUCUAUGACGAGGAGUUACGCAAAAGACGCAGCAUGUUUUGACCUGAUGAUUUGACUCUGGAUGAAACAAGGAAACAUUAUGAUCAUGAAGAUUUAAUCUGUGGAGACAUUUCAACUGACGUGAAGUUUUACAGGGAACAGACGGUUUAGAGAUGAUAUUCAAACACAGACACAAAGAAAUCUAACAAGUGAAUUGUUCUCCUCAGACUGGUUUCUUCUUCUUGACCAGUUGCUCUCAUGUUUGGACAGGAUUUGUUGUCCCAGCUCUCAGGGUCCUGCAGCCGUUUUACACCAGGUGGGAUUUAUCUGGAAGAGGAGAAAAGAUGCACGACAAUGAUUCAUAGAGUCGUGAUGAAGCCUCCGGAUCCAUAUACUGAGAAAGAAUCGAAUAGUUUUCAUAGUUUCAUCAUUCUGCUGCAUGAGUUGUUUAAAAACAAGUUGCUGCGUUCAAGGACGCACGGAUAUCUGGGGACUGAACUCAGCUUUUAUAAAACAACCCUUG
This is a messenger RNA of Limanda limanda (common dab), 1448 nucleotides long. It is a transcript of the gene tatdn3, whose product is annotated as TatD DNase domain containing 3. NCBI's taxonomy places the organism in Eukaryota, Metazoa, Chordata, Actinopteri, Pleuronectiformes, Pleuronectidae. The record is from RefSeq and is a predicted model, not a curated record. Gene Ontology annotation, molecular function: hydrolase activity, acting on ester bonds.